GCGCGCGGCGGAGUCGCGAGACUGGCGGCGGCGGCCACGUAGCGCUGCGGCGGCGGCGGCCGAGGGGAGCGCGAGCCGCGUCCGCCGGCGGCGGCGGCGGGGCCUGGGCCUGAGCCCCGAGCCCGAGGCAGCGGCUACUCGAGCGCCGCGGCGGCGGCUGAGGGGGCCGAGCGGAGGGAGAGAGGGAGGGCCCCGGCCGCCCUGCCCUCCGCCCUCCCGCCUCGCCUCCACCCGCCCUCCGCCGCCUCGCCUGGUGCCCCCCUCCCCUCGCCGCCCGGCAUGGAAGGCGGCGGGGGCGGCCCUGAGGGGAUCGGCCUGGAAGAGUCCCAGGAAUUGUGAAAGCCGUUUCUGAAUAUCCUCUGGCCGUGUUACACCGUAUUCCCAAAGUGCGUGUCCCGCUGGUGCAGGCGAUAGGAUUACCCUUCCCUCCUUGCCUUUGUAGCUCUGCUGAGCGUGGACCUAUUGCAGAUACCAUCUCUGAGAUAAAAUGUUCAACGGUUCGUUGGCAACUUUCUCCAGAAGAAUAAUUACUACUGCUCUGCUCUUGCCAUAAUACCAGAAUUCUGUGACCUACACGUCAGUGCUAAACACCAGCAGAGAAUCAUUUUGUUCACUCUGUGUAGAUGGAACAGGCGUCGGUCUUGAGAGUCCAUCCUGAUUUAAAGCUGCUUACUUGUUUUUCUGGGAUUAAAGGUGCUCAAUGAAUCAGGGCCCCCCAAAUGAGUCAAACAGCCAAUUCUUGCCAACAGUUGGUUGAAAACUGUGCCGCGCAUGUAGCAGGGAUGGCGCAAGAGGACAGUCGCCGUGGUCAAGUGCCACCUACGUUCUAUCAUGGUGCCAGCCAGGAACUUGAUCUGUCCACCAAAGUAUACAAGAGAGAGUCAGGAAGUCCUUACUCUGUGUUGGUGGACAGCAAAAUGAGUAAACCACAUCUCCAUGAAAGAGAGGAGCAGCCAUAUUUCAGGGAGAACAGAUCGGUAGGAGAGGUCCGGGCUGUGAAAGAAGAUAGAGAAAACUCUGACGACUCUGAGGAGGAAGAAGAGGAGGAAGAUGAAGUGACUUACAAAAGGGAGCAGAUUAUAGUAGAGGUAAACCUUAACAACCAAACAUUAAAUGUGUCAAAAGGGGAGAAGGGUGUCCCCUCCCAGUCCAAAGAGACUGCUGUUCUUAAGACCAGCAGUGAGGAAGAGGAGGGUGACAGUGGGGAAGAGGCCACUGAAGACAGUAAUGAUUAUGAGGAAAAUGAGAGGCAGAAGAAAAAAGAGAAAAGAGUGGAAAAAGUUAGUGUUGCACAAAGGAGAACAAGGAGAGCUGCAUCUGCUGCAGCAGCCACAACUUCCCCACCACCCAGAACUACAAGGGGUCGUAGAAAGAGUGUGGAGCCCCCCAAGCGUAAGAAGAAAGCUGCAAAGGAGCCCAAGGCACCUGUGCAGAAAUCAAAGUGUGAAGAGAAGGAGACUUUAACCUGUGAGAAGUGCCCCAGGGUGUUUAACACACGCUGGUACCUGGAGAAGCACAUGAACGUCACUCACAGGCGCAUGCAGAUCUGCGACAAAUGUGGGAAGAAAUUUGUUCUAGAAAGUGAGCUGUCCCUUCACCAGCAAACAGACUGUGAAAAAAAUAUCCAGUGCGUUUCCUGUAAUAAAUCAUUCAAGAAGCUCUGGUCCCUCCAUGAACAUAUCAAGAUUGUCCACGGAUAUGCAGAAAAGAAAUUCUCUUGUGAGAUUUGCGAAAAAAAGUUCUACACCAUGGCCCACGUGCGGAAACAUAUGGUUGCACACACGAAGGACAUGCCAUUUACAUGUGAAACCUGUGGAAAAUCAUUCAAACGCAGUAUGUCUCUCAAAGUACAUUCCCUACAGCAUUCUGGAGAGAAGCCUUUCAGAUGUGAGAACUGCGAUGAGAGGUUUCAGUACAAGUACCAGCUGCGUUCCCACAUGAGCAUCCACAUUGGGCACAAGCAGUUCAUGUGCCAGUGGUGUGGCAAAGACUUCAACAUGAAACAGUACUUUGAUGAGCACAUGAAAACACACACUGGAGAGAAGCCCUUUAUCUGUGAAAUCUGUGGGAAGAGCUUCACCAGCCGCCCAAACAUGAAGAGGCAUCGCAGAACUCACACAGGGGAGAAGCCCUACCCAUGUGAUGUGUGCGGCCAGCGAUUUCGCUUCUCCAACAUGCUCAAGGCACACAAGGAGAAGUGCUUCCGUGUUACCAGCCCCGCCAACGUGUCAACUGCUGUCCAGAUCCCACUGUCCACGACUUCUCCUGCCACCACAGUCCCUGCCGUAGUGAACACACCCACCACCCCAACUCCACCUAUCAACCUGAACCCCGUGAGCACGCUUCCUCCACGCCCCAUUCCCCACCCGUAUUCCCACCUUCACCUACACCCUCAUCCUCACCAUCCGCACCAUCUCCCCAUCCCCCCGGUUCCUCAUUUACCCCCUCCUCCGGCUCUUUUUAAGAGUGAGCCUUUAAAUCACAGAGGCCAGAGUGAGGACAACUUUCUGCGACACCUGGCAGAAAAAAACAGUUCAGCACAGCACCACUAACAUCUUUGCUUCCUGCCAGCUCUUUUCCCAUUUUAUGCACAUGGAAACGUGCCCUCGUGGAAGUACAGAGGGUUAGUUGGUGAGGAUCUUGGUCUUUCUCUUAGCCCCAGCAGACGGUCCUAAUUUUUCCCUUGAUGCAGUUAACAAACAAGGAAACCCUGUUUUGGAUCAGCAGCGCUCGUUUGAACCUGGGAACCAACAGGACUUGAACCCACUUUGCUUGCGUUUUACUGGUGACUUUUAUAAAUUUCAGAUACUGAGACUUGUGGAAUUUUAUAAUUUCAUAUCAGCUGAUGAGGUAUGCUUGCUUUUAUAUCCUGGACUUCUCCUCAAAGAGGAGAUAGGCCUGGUUUUCUUUGUACUAAUCGGAAAGGCUGUGAGAUUAAUACAGAGCAUUAAUUGUA
Messenger RNA from Chroicocephalus ridibundus (black-headed gull), 2956 nucleotides. RefSeq names its product zinc finger protein 652 (gene ZNF652). The record is from RefSeq and is a predicted model, not a curated record. The transcript is spliced from 7 exons. Gene Ontology annotation, biological process: regulation of transcription by RNA polymerase II. Bases 720 to 2552 code for a protein of 610 amino acids. Gene Ontology annotation, molecular function: DNA-binding transcription factor activity; RNA polymerase II cis-regulatory region sequence-specific DNA binding. NCBI's taxonomy places the organism in Eukaryota, Metazoa, Chordata, Aves, Charadriiformes, Laridae.